Tinamus guttatus (white-throated tinamou) is the source of this 2466-nucleotide messenger RNA. Lineage: Eukaryota; Metazoa; Chordata; Aves; Tinamiformes; Tinamidae. The record is from RefSeq and is a predicted model, not a curated record.
AUGGCAAGCAAGCGGAAGUCAACCACCCCGUGCAUGGUCCUGGCCAGCGAGCAGGACCCGGAUCUGGAGGCGGCGGCGGGCCCGGAGGGAGCAGCCCCCGCGCUGGCGCCGGCCGAGCAGCCCCCGGCAGAGAGCGCCGCGAGCGACGAGGACGUCCCCGACGGGGGGGAUCCCGACAAUCAGAAGAAUUUGAAAGUAGAAGGAGGCUAUGAAUGUAAAUACUGUACUUUCCAAACGCCAGAUCUCAAUAUGUUUACUUUUCACGUGGAUUCGGAGCAUCCCAACGUAGUAUUAAAUUCAUCCUACGUUUGUGUAGAAUGCAAUUUCCUUACCAAAAGAUAUGAUGCGCUCUCAGAGCAUAAUGUGAAGUACCACCCUGGCGAGGAGAAUUUUAAAUUGACCAUGGUGAAACGUAAUAAUCAGACAAUCUUUGAGCAAACAGUAAACGAUCCCGAGACCCCCUCCUCAGGCAUCUCGAUUAGCAAAACGCCUAUUAUGAAGAUGAUGAAGAACAAGACGGAGACUAAGCGCAUUGCUGUUUUCCACAGUGUAGUCGAUGACAUUCCUGGGGAGGAGAAGGGAGCUGAGGAGGAGCCCGUGGUGACGCCGGCCGCCGUGAUGCCGCCCGGGGUGGCCCAGGUCAUCACCGCCGUCGCCGCGCCGCAGAAUCCCAGCCUGAUUCCCAAAGUCUUAAUACCUGUAAAUAGCAUUCCAGCCUAUAAUACUGCUUUGGAUAACAAUCCUCUUUUGCUUAACACCUACAACAAAUUCCCUUACCCAACCAUGUCAGAAAUCACUGUUCUUUCCACCCAAGCUAAGUACACAGAGGAGCAGAUUAAAAUCUGGUUUUCUGCCCAACGCCUGAAGCACGGCGUGAGCUGGACCCCGGAGGAAGUGGAGGAGGCGAGGAGGAAGCAGUUCAACGGCACGGUGCACACCGUGCCCCAGACGAUCACGGUGAUUCCAGCGCACAUCUCGGCCAGCAACGGCCUGCCCUCCAUUCUGCAGACGUGCCAAAUAGUCGGUCAGCCAGGACUCGUUCUCACCCAGGUCGCGGGUGCGAACACGCUGCCGGUAACAGCCCCGAUAGCUCUGACCGUGGCGGGAGUCCCCAGCCAAACGCAGCUGCAGAAGGGUCAGGUUCAUGCUGCCCAGCCCAGCGCGGAGACCAAGCAAGUAGCUGCUGUUCCGGCCCCCCAGCCUGUCAAAAAUGAAGCCACGCUGCUGAAUCCCGACUCUUUCAGCAUCCGAGCAAAAAAAACGAAGGAGCAACUGGCAGAAUUAAAGGUCAGCUACCUUAAAAACCACUUUCCUCAAGAUUCAGAAAUCAUUAGGCUGAUGAAGAUAACAGGCCUGACUAAAGGAGAGAUCAAGAAGUGGUUCAGCGAUACCCGCUACAACCAGAGGAACUCCAAGAAUAACCAUGGGAUUCAUCUCAACAGCGAUUCAUGUGCCCCCAUUGUCAUCGACUCGAGCGAUGAAAUGAACGAGUCCCCAACAGGAGUCACCGCACAGAGCAAGGCUUCGUGGAGUGCCUUCCCCGACUUCACCCCGCAGAAAUUCAAAGAAAAGACGGCCGAGCAGCUGCAGGUCCUGCAAGCAAGCUUCCUGAAUAACCCCGUGCUAACAGAUGAGGAAAUGAAUAGGUUAAGAGCCCAAACCAAACUUACCAGGAGAGAGAUUGAUGCCUGGUUCACAGAAAGAAGGAAAUCUGACGUCUUGAAGGAAGAGGGAGCUGACCUGAAUGACAGCAACGCCAGCAGCUCGAAAGAGGAGGCUGGAGAAACGUCUGCAGGAGAUGGAGCAGGGCCAAAAUCAGGGGGUUCCUCUGCAAGCAAAGUUGUCAAAAAAUCACCGGAGCAGCUGCACCUCCUUAAAAGUUCCUUUGUCCGCACACAGUGGCCGUCUCCACAGGAAUACAACAAGCUGGCAGAGGAAACGGGGCUCCCAAGGUCAGAAAUCGUGAGCUGGUUUGGAGAUACUCGCUAUGCCUGGAAAAACGGUGGCUUGAAGUGGUAUUAUUACUACCAGAGCGCCAAUGCAAACAGUCUGAAUGGACAGGGCUUUGUGAGGAAGAGAGGGAGAGGAAGACCAAAAGGGAGGGGGAGAGGAAGGCCUCGGGGGAGGCCUCGGGGAAGCAAGAGGUUAAAUAGCUGGGACAGAGGAGUGUCUGUCAUAAAGUUCAAAACUGGAGCAGCAAUCCUGAAGGACUACUACAUGAAGCACAAAUUCCUCAAUGAGCAAGACCUUGAUGAACUUGUAGCCAAAUCUCACAUGGGAUACGAGCAGGUCAGAGAGUGGUUUGCAGAAAGGCAAAGAAGAUUAGAGCUGGGAAUAGAGCUCUUUGAGGAGAACGAGGAGGAGGAUGAAACGCUAGAAGAACAGGAAGAGGAGGAAGAAACGGAUGACAGUGACACGUGGGAGCCUCCGCGGCACGUUAAGCGCAAGCUCUCCAAGUCGGAUUGA